Messenger RNA from Numida meleagris (helmeted guineafowl), 938 nucleotides. It is a transcript of the gene PLAC8, whose product is annotated as placenta specific 8. Gene Ontology annotation, biological process: positive regulation of transcription by RNA polymerase II. The transcript is spliced from 5 exons. The record is from RefSeq and is a predicted model, not a curated record. NCBI's taxonomy places the organism in Eukaryota, Metazoa, Chordata, Aves, Galliformes, Numididae. Bases 238 to 810 code for a protein of 190 amino acids.
GAGGGGGAUUGGGAUGAAACAGCAUUGCCUGGGCAAGGGAAGGGCUGGGGGUGACGUUUUCUGCUUGGGCAUCCCAGGGGGGAGUGGGGUUGGGGCAGCGGCAAGGGACAAAGGUUGGGUUCCGACUCCUGUGCUGGGGACAGGAGCACAAAGCAGCCAUCACCUUGUAUCCCCAUUCAGGGCAGGUAGAGCAGGUGGAACUUUGCAUGGGAUGUUGUAGGGCAUUGCCAUCACUUGAUGGAAAACAGUUGCAGCUGUGAAGCUGAAGGGAGAGCAAGGUGGAGCAAGGAGGGAAGGGGCCUCAGGUGUGGCUGUUGCGGGGCAGAUGGGUGCGGGCAGAGGGAGGAGUGGGUGUCGGGUAGAGGCCACAGCCUCUCGGUUGGGAGGGAUGGGAGCAGGGAAGCUGCAGCAGCACUUGUGGCCCCAGGGAGCAUGAAGCCUUCCUUCCAGGACUCUCUGUGCAGAGCCCCGACCAUGGCCUCCCGUCACGUGGUGACGAUCCAGCCCGGCUUCUCUGCGUCCCCGCAGCCCAGCAAGUGGCACACGGGGCUGCUGGACUGCAUGUCUGACUGCAGCGUCUGCAUCUGUGGAGCCUUCUGUUAUCCCUGCCUGAGCUGCCAGGUGGCCAACGCCAUGGAUGAGUUCUGCCUGUGCGGUGGCAGCGUGGCCAUGCGGACGCUGUACCGCACCCGCUACAACAUCCCGGGCUCCAUCCUGGGUGACUACUACUCGGUGCUGUGCUGCCCCAUGUGCUCUCUCUGCCAGCUGAAGAGAGACAUCGACUAUAGGAAGGAGCAGCGCACCUUCUGAUGCUGCUGCCCUUGCUGUGGAGUUGAUGCUGCCCUUUAGGACUGUGCGAUCUGCUGCGUUUUUUUGUGUUUUUUUUCUCCCCCCACCCCUCUUCAGUAGCAGUCAAUAAACAGCGGUGCUUGCACUCA